Messenger RNA from Cimex lectularius (bed bug), 1271 nucleotides. Its product is annotated as beta-1,3-galactosyltransferase 6-like. The transcript is spliced from 3 exons. Bases 344 to 1258 code for a protein of 304 amino acids. Lineage: Eukaryota; Metazoa; Arthropoda; Insecta; Hemiptera; Cimicidae. The record is from RefSeq and is a predicted model, not a curated record. Gene Ontology annotation, molecular function: UDP-galactosyltransferase activity. Gene Ontology annotation, cellular component: membrane. Gene Ontology annotation, biological process: glycosaminoglycan biosynthetic process.
ACUUUCAAUCAGCACAGCAAGAAAACAAUCGGUCGAUUCAAUGAUUCGUUAAUAGCCAAGUUCGUUGUUCUUGGAGGUUCCAUGAAGGUUAUAUCGUAAUCACGAUCAGAGAUGAUCAUCGGGGUCCGAAACGCCGGAAGCCAGCCUGACAAAUCAUAGUUUUGGACCUUUCCAAUUUCCAUGAUUUGAUAAGAUAGUUUCGAUCAUGGGUCCGCACCGUCUUGUACGGUUUGAUGUUAAAUUUUUAUUGACAGAAUAACCGAGAUGAUUACUUAAAACGAUUAGACAACAGAGGCGAUGGGUUAAACUAUGAAUUUUAAAAAACUAUGGUUAGUUGAAGGAGAUGAGGUUUAGAGCGAACCAUAUAACCCACUUGCUCAGCUUCAUCCUCGGAUGCGGUUUCACCGUUACAUUCUUCACGUUUAACUUCUCGCCGAGUAUUGAAAUUGAGAAGGAACGUUUUGACAUCGUACUCGCUGUAUUGAGCGCACCCGGGAACGCAGAGAGACGUGAUGCGAUACGAGACUCUUGGUCAUCUCUGAUCGGACCGCAUACGCAGUACCUCUUCGCAAUCGGUGGGCAGGGGGUUACCAGAGAGCAGAGAUUUCAGAUCAUCCAGGAACAGAAGCUUCAUGGUGAUUUAUUGAUCCUUCCUGUGAAGGACCACUAUAGGAAUUUAACGCGUAAGGUGCUCAGUGUCAUGACUCAUCUUGCGACAACCUACAAAUUCAAGUAUGUUUUGAAAUGUGAUGAUGAUACAUUUGUGAACGUCAAGGCGGUCGAAGCGUCUUUGAAAAACAUGCCAGAACGACGUUUCUACUGGGGAUACUUCUCGGGUACAGCGAGGGUGCAAAAAUCAGGAAAGUGGCGCGAAGACAAAUGGUUCUUGUGCGACAGAUACCUGCCGUACGCCCUCGGCGGGGCUUAUGUGCUGAGCGGCGACCUUGUACUUUUCAUAUCGAACAAUGCGGAUCAGCUGAGCGUUUACAACAGCGAGGACGUUAGCGUGGGAGCUUGGCUCGCCCCGCUUGACAUCACGAGGCGGCACGAUCCACGCUUCGACACAGCGCAUGUUUCUAGGGGGUGUAAAAAUGACGAUAUUGCCAUACACCGACAAGUCCCGGCAGACAUCAGGGCCUUUGGAAGACGGCUCGCAGAUGGGAAGGAUCUCUGCGAAAAAGAGUUUUCAGUCGUUCGCCCAUACCGGUACAACUGGUCCGUCCUGCCAUCACAGUGCUGCACAACAUUCUACGAAUAAAAACCAAAAACAA